GUUGUGUUUUCGUUGUUGACUCUCAUGUUGCAGGAAUGACAGGUGUUUUUUAGCGCCCUCUGCUGUCUAUCUCGUAAACCUCUCCACUAUACGACAGCCGCAGCCGCUGCAGCGUCUCUUCUGUCACCACCACCGGGACUGCCUGUCCUCAUAGGCAGUGUUUACAGCAAUAAACUGUCACACACGAAAAGCGACGACCUGCUGUCAAAAUGGUAAGUCUGAAUCUUAUCCAUGUCCGGGUGACAGUGUAUUUUAACCAUUUGUAAUAUAUAAAUCGAGCUGUGAGCCACUCCACUUAAUAACCUUCAUGUUUAACUGUUGUAGUUUUAAUGCGAGAACUUGCCACAGAGCCACGCAGGUGUAGGUGAAAGGGUGUUUUUUGGGGAUGCUAGGCGGUGUUUGGUGAUCAGAUAGCGGCUCUGUAUGUGCUUAGCUCGGUCAUACGCAGCAGCAGCAGCAGACAGCUGAUAAAGCGGCAGGGCUGUGGCCUGAACUGCAUGGCCCGCUCCGCUUCACUGUGACGUUCGUAGCAAAGCCUCAGCUAUGAAGGCACUGCUGUCGCAUGACUGCAGAAAUAUCAUGUUUAUAUAGGCUACUGCGAGAGGAGACACAUGGACCUUAUGGUUUAUACAUGUAUUUGUAAAGUGCAGGUAGGAGUUAGAGAAACUGCGUCACAAUCACGCCACAUGUCAUAGAAGGGACAAUGAAAAUAUAGUCUUUAAGAAAUGUAUUUCAGAACAGAAAUGGAGACCUGAAUAUUCAAAAAGAGUGGUUUUGGUCACUAUUUGUCCACUAUAAGUGCGUGGACAUCCUAAAUAUGACAUAUGAGAGUUGAAUUCGAUAUUAUUGGUGACCUGAGAAUAAUGCUGAAGACAUAAUGUUAAUUGUUAAAUAUGUAAUCCCGCUUAUUUUUCCUCCAUAUUAAUGAUUUACUUAUAAAUACUUAGUUUAUGGCCACAUUUCUCUAGCAGAUUUACUUAAAAUGUUCACACUUUAUGUCAGAUCUUCAAAGUUUUUGUUAUGUUCAGUCCCUUAGGAUUUAAUCUGUGUCUAUUAGACUUUAAUAUAAACAAUUUAAGAUGAAUUGGAGGUGAGGAAUGUAGAUUUUUUUACUCCCUCGUGACUGUGAAUUGGUACAGCUUGACCCACUCUGCAGAGGCAUGAGUGGUGACUCAGUAGUUUGUGGUCUGUUGCAUACUGAGGCACCAGGAGUUAAAGUCUUCAUGCGUUGCCCUAACUCCUCACUGAUGGAUUCAGUUACCAGCAUGUCUUCUUUUUAUAACUCUUCUUGGAAUGAGAUCUGGUAGUGGAUAUAAAUAAACGACUGCUACUGAUUAAUAAAACCAGCUUCUAACAGCAGGAUGUAAAUGAAUUAAUGUAACCUCUCACCUCAGGUGAACUUCACUGUGGAUCAGAUCCGUGCCAUCAUGGACAAAAAGUCCAACAUCAGGAACAUGUCCGUGAUCGCCCACGUGGAUCAUGGGAAAUCCACUCUGACGGACUCGCUGGUGUCCAAGGCGGGGAUCAUUGCUUCAGCCCGGGCUGGAGAGACCCGCUUCACAGACACACGCAAAGACGAGCAGGAGCGCUGCAUCACCAUCAAAUCAACGUAUGUGCAGGACAGCUGUGGGUUAAAGAAAAGCUGUCUGUUUUUAGCAGUGGAUUAAAGGUCACAGUUUUCAAAACUCAUACAUAGUUUAGUUAGAAAAAUAUUCAUAAAAGGCCUUUUUUCUUGAAUGUGAAGAAAAAAUGUGUCAAAAAGAGUGUAAACCUCGAAUACUUAACACCACCGAGGCUGUAAAGGUACAACUUGAUCAUAUUGAUUCAUGACAGCUUUGAGUCUUAUCAGGGUGAGCAUGCCUGCCUCGAGCUAGUGAAAGAGGAAUUUAUUAUUGAAAUAAGACAUAAAAGUGGCAUUCCUUUAACAGAAAACAGUGCUGACAGGUCAAACAAUUCCACCAUUUAUAGUAAGAAAAAAAGAUUUUCGGGCCUUUCUCUUACAACGUGACCUUUUGUUGUUUUUCCACCAAAUGACUCAGCACAUCUUACCCAAGUCUACCAGGGAGACAAACCUCAGAAAAACAACACAAAUACAAAUAUGUUAUUGAGUUUGAUAUAUGGCAUUAUCUGAGAAAACGAGACUUGUUAGAUUCACAUGAGAAAAUAUUUUAUUUUAAAUAUAUCCUGCCAUUAAGCUCACAGUGGUAUAAUAUACAGUUAAUAACAAAGAAAAUAAAGUGCCUUCUUGGUCUGAGUUGUACAUGGAUGUCACAUGCAUUACAGAUGCAGUGUGUAGUAUUUAGCAAGAAUGGAGAAUGUAUUCAUAAGAAGGUUUUUGAGUUAAAUGUAUUUGUAAUCACCUGAAAAUAGAAUUUUUUUUUAUUGACUUAAAAUGAGCUCUUGGUAUAAACAUACAUUCAUCGUAAAGAAUGCACAAAUUAGACUAAUAUUCCUUUUGUGUUGAUUUAGUGGUCAUUCAAAAACACAGUCGCUGGUAUGUUUUUACAGAUAGAAGUUUUUAAUUGUAAAAAUGUGACUCAUGGAGAAUCAUACUUAUUAUGUAGCUUUGCAGAGUGAGUGUUUUAAUUUAGAAUCUGACUGCAAGACUGCUAGAUGUUCUCAUUUCUACACACUGUACCCUCAGUAUGUAAUUAUUUGAUGCUUCUACUGUCUCUGGUCUGACAGUAAAAAUAAAUCGGUUGGUUUGUUAUCACAGUAUUUGUUUUUCAGGUGGUGGAAUUAGAAUGUAGCUCCUAAAACAAAAGUUCCCGAGAGCCUUUUUUUGCAGUUGUUUAAAGUCCCAUUCUCUGACAUACACUCAGCAAUAGUGUUUCCACAUUUAAACGAAUGCACCAGCACUGAUAUUUGCUGAAACCUCUCUAGUACAGCUGUUGCGUUUGAAAGAGAAACUCUCCACUCAGCAUGUCUGCCCUAUCAAAGGAGCAGCUGACUCAUUACAGACCCGGUUUAAUGACUUACUAUAGAACUUCAUCCGGUUGAAUUUUAUUUUAUCCAUCCUCUAUGUAAGAAUGUGCUAGCUUUUCACUGCCUCCUCUCUGUUUUCAGGGCCAUCUCUAUGUACUAUGAGCUCGGGGAGAACGACCUGGCGUUUAUCAAGCAGUGUAAGGAUGGGAACGGUUUCCUUAUCAACCUCAUUGAUUCUCCAGGUCAUGUUGACUUCUCCUCUGAGGUCACUGCUGCCCUUAGGGUCACUGACGGAGCCUUAGUAGUGGUCGACUGUGUCUCAGGUAAUUAAAUAAAUGACAUAAUUACCCUCCAAAUCCUUUAAACACAUUCUGUAUACCUGUAUACUCACCUGAUUGAUUCCUCUGACAGGUGUGUGUGUGCAGACUGAGACAGUUCUGCGACAGGCCAUCGCUGAACGUAUCAAACCAGUCCUGAUGAUGAAUAAGAUGGACAGGGCUCUCCUCGAGCUGCAGCUGAAGGAGGAUGAGCUCUACGCAACCUUUCAGCGUAUUGUGGAGAACGUCAACGUCAUUAUCUCCACCUAUGGAGAGGAUGAGGGGGGACCCAUGGGGAAUAUCAUGGUGAGGCAGAUGUUCAAUCACCACUUUGAGACAAACAGAUAUGUUUACAUUCCUGUUUUUAAAUGUUGCUGUAAGUGUAAUAUUUUGAAACUCUUCAAACUCACCCUCUUAGAUUGAUCCGGUCAUCGGCACAGUCGGGUUCGGCUCUGGCCUCCAUGGCUGGGCUUUCACCUUAAAGCAGUUUGCUGAGAUGUACGUGGCGAAGUUCACAAAAGGAGAAUCUAAGCUUGGGCCGGCAGAGAGGUGUAAAAAGGUGGAAGACAUGAUGAAGAAACUAUGGGGAGACAGGUAAACAAAGCAGAUAAACUCAAAGUUUUUCAUCUCUGUUAAAAUGUACUCUAAUGCCUCCAUAUGAGCUACUUAACCCAAAAACAAGACCAUCAGGUUUUGUUCUAGAGAGUGGCUUUCUGUGAUAGACAAGUUUAGAGAAAGAUAACUUACAAGGAUAGUGACUCACAAUCCCUGUGCAGCCUACCCUUCCAAAACACAAGAUGGCGACAUCCAAAAUGUGAAAGUAAGGCCUUCAAAAUGAGAGUUCACAAAGAGGGAUGCCAUAGUACCUACAUUCACCUCCGUAAUGAUGUUUUUUUAAAGUUCUUAUAAGGAGUUUUUUCAUUUUUACAAAACAGACUGAAUUUCACAUCGAUGCCUUUUCAUGAUAUCUAAAGGCAAACAAGACUAUAAGUAACCAGGUUAAAAAACACCAGAAUGCAUUCCAGAUAAGGCUACAGAACAGUAUAAAACUAGUAAAGAACAUUAGAUACAUUCACAGUGACAUUGACAGUACAACAUUGAACUAUUGAAAAGCCUAAAGCAUGAGGCAAGCUCAUUCAAAAUGCACCAUUCAUGCAACGAACAAGUCAAAGUGCUUUACAGAGUUCAAAACAAAACAACAAUAACAAAACAAAGUGAAGCAACUACACAAUAAUCACUAUGUAGUACACACCACUCACAAUGACAUCAAGUUCACUGUCCUUCCACUUUAGAGCCAGGUGUGGUCAGAGGUCUGCUCUGUUGCACCUGUAACUACACCAGAUGGUAAAGUCAGAGAGUAAAGACAGCUGGAGAUUUUGAAGUCCUCACAAAAACCCAGAAAGUUCCACUGUUUCAACAGCAUUUAUCACACAUUUACAUCUCAAUUAGCCUAUGAUCAGUUUGUCAUGACUUCAUGCUGUUAUUUAUUUGUACAGAUAUUUUGACCCAAGUGCCGGCAAGUUCAGUAAGUCUGCUACCAGUCCUGAUGGCAAAAAGCUUCCCCGCACCUUCUGCCAGCUUGUUUUGGAUCCCAUCUUCAAGGUAAAUGGAGAAAAAAAUGCCAGUGCCCAUCAUUCAUAGGUUAACACGUUCAGUGCUUCACAUUUCUGAUCUCUGUGUUCAUGAAUAAAAUGUAUGUAAAAUGUAGAAAUGUAUUCGAAGCACUCAGAUGUAGAACUUUGAGCUGCUCUGAUCCUGGCACAUAAUUCAUUAAAAUCAUGCUGUAAUAGAAAUAAUAUUUGUACAGCCUGGAAAACUCUUCAAACUAGUUUGUUCUAGUAAUGUCCAAUUUCUCUUCAAAUAUGGCCAUCAAAUAAAGAUCACAAAGUUGACAUAGAUUUGUAGACAAAGAGAUGAUUUAAGUAGGGUUUGAUAUCAAGAGAAUACUUGGACUCUGGGUUAUUCCUCCCACUCUCCUCGUAGGUGUUUGAUGCCAUCAUGAAUUUUAAGAAGGAAGAGACAGCCAAACUCAUUGAGAAGCUGGAUGUCAAACUGGACGCAGACGAUAAAGAGAAAGAGGGGAAGCCCCUGCUGAAGGCCGUAAUGCGUCGCUGGCUGCCUGCCGGAGAGGCUCUGCUCCAGAUGAUCACCAUCCACCUGCCGUCUCCCGUCACUGCACAGAAAUACCGCUGUGAGCUGCUGUAUGAAGGGCCGGGAGAUGACGAGGCUGCUAUGGGUCAGUGGAACAUUUUCACACCAUCACACACUUCAACUUUCUGGAGAAAAAAAUGAGAAAUAAAAAAGUUUUCCCGUUAUAAAGUUAUAUAAUUAGUAAGCUUUAACUUGCUUACCAUCUGUGCCGUCUUCUCAGGCAUCAAGAACUGCGAUCCUAAGGCUCCUCUGAUGAUGUACAUUUCUAAGAUGGUCCCCACCAGUGACAAAGGUCGUUUCUACGCAUUUGGUCGUGUCUUCUCUGGCUGUGUGUCCACUGGCCUGAAGGUGCGCAUCAUGGGACCGAACUUCACCCCUGGCAAGAAGGAGGAUCUUUACAUCAAACCUAUUCAGAGGUUAGCAAACCACCACGCUGACAAAAUAGACAAGUCCUUCUUCCUGCCUUUCUUUCACCCUUACCUUCUUUGCACAUCAUUUUGUCUGUCCAUACAGAACCAUUCUGAUGAUGGGCCGGUAUGUGGAGCCUAUUGAGGAUGUCCCAUGUGGCAACAUCGUGGGUCUCGUUGGAGUUGACCAGUACUUGGUUAAGACAGGAACCAUCACCACAUAUGAACAAGUAAUGUACUUCUUUUUUCUCUCUUUAGUAGACCACAGAUCAAGAACAAACUCAAUAAGUCUCAUGACUUGUCUCUCUGUUCACAGUCCCACAACAUGAGGGUGAUGAAGUUCAGUGUGAGCCCUGUGGUUCGGGUCGCUGUGGAGGCCAAGAACCCUGCUGACCUGCCAAAGCUGGUGGAGGGUCUGAAGCGACUGGCCAAGUCUGACCCCAUGGUGCAGUGCAUCAUUGAAGAGUCUGGAGAGCAUAUCAUUGCAGGAGCAGGAGAGCUCCACCUAGAGAUCUGCCUCAAGGACCUGGAGGAAGACCAUGCCUGCAUUCCACUGAAGGUGAGACAAGAGGAACAGAGGAGCAUGGUGUUAUCUUCUUAGAGGCUCUGCAGGGAGUUAUAUGGCCAUACAUCAUGAUGUACAGUAGACUUUAAAGAGGAAAGAAGAAAUCUUAUUGAGUUAUUAAUCUGACUCUCUUUUGACCCCCCUUCCUCUUCUCUCUCCCUCCAGAAAUCAGACCCAGUUGUGUCUUACAGGGAGACAGUAGCAGAGGAAUCAGACCAGAUGUGUCUGUCCAAAUCCCCAAACAAGCAUAAUCGUCUCUUCCUGAAGGCCCGUCCUUUCCCUGACGGCCUGGCUGAAGACAUCGAGAAGGGGGAGGUCACUAAUCGACAGGAGCUCAAGGCUCGCGCUCGUUACCUUGCUGAAAAAUAUGAGUGGGAGGUGACAGAAGCCAGGAAGAUCUGGUGCUUUGGUCCUGAUGGCAGCGGGGCCAACCUGCUGAUUGAUGUAACAAAAGGGGUCCAGUACCUCAAUGAGAUCAAGGACAGCGUGGUGGCUGGUUUCCAGUGGGCGACCAAAGAGGUGGGCUGCACUACAGUGACUGCGGUUGGUUCUGAUUGUUUGUGCGUUUGUCAUAGUCCCGAGAAUAACCUUGCAGUUCUUAUCUUCUUCCUGUAGGGGGCUCUAUGUGAGGAGAAUAUGCGUGCUAUUCGUUUUGAUAUUCAUGACGUGACGCUCCACGCAGACGCCAUCCACCGUGGUGGAGGACAGAUUAUCCCCACAGCCCGCAGAGUCCUGUACGCCUGCCAGCUCACUGCUCAGCCACGACUCAUGGAGCCGGUUUACCUGGUGGAGAUCCAGGUGUGUAGGAGACAAAAGUACCUGCAGAAAUGAUCUUUAAAACUGAAGAGUUAAACAUCUGCAAAAGUUUGAAGGGAUUUUAGCUACAACUUCAGGUUUUAAAAUGAAUUUCUUAUCACUUAAGUAUUUAAUUAUGCAUUUUAUCGAUCGACAUGAAUCCAUCCACACUUUCAAACCACAUCUGACCUCUGUGCCUCUUGUCUGUGCAGUGCCCGGAGCAGGUGGUUGGUGGGAUUUACGGUGUGCUGAACAGGAAGCGAGGUCAUGUGUUUGAAGAGUCCCAGGUGAUGGGAACUCCCAUGUUCGUGGUGAAAGCCUACCUCCCUGUUAACGAGUCCUUUGGUGAGUUUGGGUGUCAGCCUGCACUGGAUGAUAUCUAGUGGGGUCUGGCUCUUGCUCUUCUAUACUUUUAACGCUUAAUCUAAGUUUGAUCACAGCGUUUAAUUUUAAACUGAUGUCCUUUUUUUUCUUGUAAAAUAUUCCAUCAGAAGAGACUGCUACACAAAUUCAAAGUUUAAAUGAGAUCUUGGGAGCAUUUUAGUAAAAGGAUCCCAAUUUUCAGUUUUGUAAUACAUAUAUUUUCUUAAUGGUGGAAAUACUGUGAAACUCUAAAGCUCCAGAGUUUUUGAACUCAGACAUCAUUACCUAAUGCAUAAGGCUUAAAGUAUGAAGCUAUUCCACUUAAACAAAAAAAAAAACCUGUAUAUUUCUUUUCAUUUACAACACAAUCAAGGUCACGGACAGGAACAUUUUGAUUGUCUUAUUCUUUCUUACUUUCAGGAUUCACAGCUGACCUGCGCAGUAACACCGGAGGGCAGGCUUUUCCUCAGUGUGUGUUUGAUCACUGGCAGAUCCUCCAAGGAGACCCCAGUGACCCUAACAGCAGACCCUGUGAGGUCAUUGCUGAAAUUAGGAAACGUAAAGGUCUGAAGGAGGGUAUUCCAGCUCUUGACAACUACUUGGACAAACUGUAAACACUGACCCUGGAUUAUAAAAUACCAAAACAAUCUCCAAACCCUACCCCAUGGGCACUUUAAUAUCUUUGCACAGGCUUAAAGAUACAUUGCACAAAAUUGUUUUGACUUUGAGUCCGGAGCUGAAACAAAGUGAAGCCUUUGUUGUUAGCUAAUGAAAGCAACAAUGCUUUUUCAUUUCACAGCUACAGUACACCAAGUGCCUAGGGUGAGGGUUUUGGGGUGCAAUUAGAUCAACGUUUUCCUUGUUUCUUCUAUUUCUCCACAUUAUCCCCAUCCCCUACCGCUCAUCUGCCAGGAUGGGCCUGUACAGUGCACUGUGAUACUGCUGCUGCAAUAAUGCAUAUUUAAAGGGAUCAUGGCCAGAUUCAAACAUGGAAACAACAAUAAAGUGUUACAGAAGUCAAACUCCCUGGAUUGGACCUUUGUUCAGUGGGUGUAAUUAAUAAAAAGAUUCAACUCGUGAUUGAA
This is a messenger RNA of Xyrichtys novacula (pearly razorfish), 8608 nucleotides long. Lineage: Eukaryota; Metazoa; Chordata; Actinopteri; Labriformes; Labridae. The record is from the annotation of a GenBank genome assembly.